Molecule: messenger RNA, 3579 nt
Organism: Labeo rohita (rohu)
Lineage: Eukaryota; Metazoa; Chordata; Actinopteri; Cypriniformes; Cyprinidae
Product: calcium-activated chloride channel regulator 1
Exons: 15
Coding region: 101-2815 (904 amino acids)
Source: RefSeq, a predicted model, not a curated record
CACACACAGUUUCACUUUCUCUAAUCAGACCCUUUAAAAACAUUUGUGACAUUGUUUAAAACAAAGUUUGGGAGUUACUGUUCACCUAAUCUCUGCAGCUAUGGGCUCGAGAGCUGUGUUCUUGUUAUGGAUGUUGCUGUCGUCCACCUCCACUGGAAUCAAACUAGACGGAAAUGGUUAUGUUGAUGUUGUCAUUGCAAUCAGUUCAAGAGUAUCACAGGACAACACACUCAUUGAUAAAAUCAAGGACAUGGUCACUGAAGGGUCGCUUCAUCUUUAUGAAGCAUUGGAUAAAAAGGUCUAUUUGAAGGAAGCUACAAUACUAGUCCCACCCCAGUGGAAUAGUAAGGAUUUUACCAGAGCAAGAACAGAGUCCUUUGAAAAGGCAAGAAUAAGAAUUGAUAAUCCUAAUCCAGCAUAUGGUGAUGAACCCUACACUAAUCGGUAUGGAAAAUGUGGAAUUGAGGGAGAGUACAUUCAUGUCACCCCAAACUUCCUCCGAAACAACACACUUACUAAGCCAUACGGGUCAAAAGGAAGGGUCUUUGUGCAUGAAUGGGCUGAUCUGAGAUGGGGCAUUUAUGAUGAAUACAGUGACAAAAAGCCAUUCUACUACUCUAAUGACCAUAUUGAAGCUACAAGGUUUAACAAAAAUAUUAAAGGUGAGCUUUAUGAGGAUUCUGCUAAAACUCCAUGUCGCAUUGAUCCACAAACUUCACUACCAACUAAGAAUUGCAAGUUUUUUCCUUACAAAUAUCAAAACACACACAGUUCAAUAAUGUUCCUGCCAAGCCUGGGUUCUGUGAGCACAUUUUGUCGUAAAAAUGAGCACAAUUAUGAUGCCCCAAACCUGCAAAAUGAAAAAUGUGGCAAAGCAACAGGGACCGUAAUAUUUGAGGAUUCUGUGGAUAAAGACGCACUUCGUUCUCUAAAACCGCUGCAGACUUCUCCACCAGCACCAACUUUCAAAGUUGUGCAGCGAAAGCAUCGGGUCGUUUGUCUUGUACUUGAUGUCUCAAAAAGCAUGGAAGGCUCUAGAAUUCUUCGACUGCAACAGGCUGCCACACAUUUCCUGCAGAAUAUCAUUGAGGAUCAAUCCAGUGUGGGAAUGGUAACCUUUAGCGCUGGUGCUUCUACUCUGAGCUCCUUGACUACUCUUGACAGUGACACCACAAGAGAACGUCUCGUCACUUUGUUGCCAAAAACAGCAGCUGGAACAACAUACAUAUGUAAAGGCCUCAAUCUAGGCUUAAAGGAACUUAAAAAGGAUGAUGGGGAUGUGAUAGGAGAUGAAAUCAUUUUUCUGACAGAUGGUGAAGCCACAGAUGACCUUAAUAGGUGUGUUCCCAAUGCAAUUAAUAGUGGUGCCAUUAUACACACAAUUGCUUUGGGUGAUAAAGCAGAUAAAGCACUGAGGGAAAUGGCGGACAAAACUGGAGGGAAAUUUAUCACAGCCAGUGAUAACACUACCUCUAAUCAGCUAAUGAAUGGAUUUUCCGAACUAACUGUAUCAACAGGAGAUCAAACAAAAGACCCAGUUCAGAUAGACAGUGUGGGAGCAAAAACAUCUGACUGGUUUAAUGGGACAGUACCAAUAGAUCAGACUAUUGGUACCAAAACCAGCUUUACAAUAACCUAUGAAACAACUCUACCUAAAAUUAACACACAGUCACCGAGUGGCUCAGUCUACAAUCAAAUGCAGAUGCGUCAUGAUGAAUCAUCUAAAACAGUAACUUUAAAAGUUACAGGAACUGCACAGACUGGGGACUGGAAGUACAGUAUCCAAACUCCAACAGUUCAGGCUCUGACUGUAACAGCAACGAGUCAUGCGGCACGAGCUGAUGUUCCCCCUAUCUUUGUCAAAACCCGCAUGAACCAGAAGUUCAGUGACGGCACUAAACCCAUGAUAGUGUUUGCUGAGGUUAGUCAAAAUUACAAGCCUGUAAUAAAUGCUGAAGUGUGGGCUACGCUGGAGCCAGAAUCUGGUCCUGCACAAACGUUACAACUGCUGGACAAUGGAGCAGGAGCUGAUGCUUUCAAGGAUGAUGGUGUCUAUUCCAGAUAUGUCACAAAGAUGGAAAAUGGGAGAAGCAGUUUGAAAGUAAAAGUGAAGAAUCAAAAUGGACAAGCCAGCUUUACUCUCCAAAAAAGGGGGGGUGCUCCAUACGUACCUGGAUAUGUGGUAGACGGUGUGGUGGAGAUGAACCCUUCAAAACCUCUAGUUUCGGCAGAAUCACCUAUAAUUGGAAGCUUCAGCAGAACAGCCACCGGAGAGAGUUUUGAGGUGAUUCUUAAAAGCACAACUCCACCAAAUUUCCCUCCUAACAGAAUCACAGAUCUAAAUGCAGAGAUCCAGAACAACACUGUGCUUCUCAGCUGGACAGCUCCUGGUGAGGACCUCGACCACGGGACAGCUAAAUCCUACAAGAUCAAGUGGAGCCUUGACUUUAAAAUGCUUCAAUUCAACUUCAGCAAUGCUCAUGAAGUCAACAUAUCUGGCAACUCACCUCAGGAGGCUGGAUCAGUUGAACAAUAUUUAUUCAAUCUCAGUUUUCCAGUCAAAAAUGGCACAACACUCUACUUUGCGGUUCAAUCUGAGGACAAAGAAAAUGUCAAAUCUCAAAUUUCCAACCUUGCUCAAGCUUUAAAGAUCAUCCCUCAUCCAGAACCCACAGAGGUGUCAAACCUGAAAUGUAGGUUUAUUACAAUAUCUGUUUUCUUGGCCACUGUAGUGAUUACUGGCAUUAUUGCGAUAACAGCAUGGGCAUUGAGACAAAAAAGGCAGCAAGGUUUCUUGAUUAUUAUGCCAGAAUAAGAGUAUAGUUCCUAAUAUAUCAGCCUAGAAAAUCGCAACUUUUAAUUUUCCAUCAGUCUUAGUACAUGAUGUAACUACAGAUAUUGAUAAAAAUAUUGAAACUCUUUGGUCAUUUUUGAGCAAGAUGCUAACGGUCUAAUCAGAUUUAAUAAACUAUGCUAAGCUAUGCUAAAAGUGCUACCAGACCCGGAAAUCAUCUGGAUGUAUUCGAAAAUGGUAAAACUCAACUGUUUAACUCUAGGGGAGUUGGAAAAUGAGCCUAUUUUCAAAAAAAGUGGAGUGUUCCUUCAACAUCUGAUACAAAGAAAAUAUUUAUAAAGUUACUUUACUGAGUUUCUUUAUUUGUACACUAUAUGCUUAGCAAGAAAAUAAUACAGUUGUUAAAACUUUAAAAUUGUCUAUAUUGGAAUGUUUGUGUGCUCUUAAGGCAAAAUAAUUAAACUUCCAUGAUGGCAGCUGUCUAAUUAUUUUAUUAUCAUAUGCACCCAUACGAAAAUGUAAUAUAUGUGCUUGUAUGAAAAACCUAUAUAUUAAAUACAUGUUUUAUUUAUGCCAUAUCCAUAUUAGUCCAUGGGCCAAGCCAGAAUUUGGUACUACACUGUUAAAAAUCGCUGUAAAAAACGGCCAAAUUUUGACAGUAACAUGCUGUUUUCCAUUAAAACAGUGCAUUCUGGGUAUUAUUUGUCAUUUUCAAAAAAGUAGCCUGCUGCUAUGUAUCGUGAAUUAACAGCGUUCAAAAUCGACACUCAGAGACUGUUUAAAAU